This is a messenger RNA of Rotaria sordida, 459 nucleotides long. The record is from the annotation of a GenBank genome assembly. NCBI's taxonomy places the organism in Eukaryota, Metazoa, Rotifera, Eurotatoria, Philodinida, Philodinidae.
AUGUCGGAACCACCGCUGCCUAGCGCUCGGCGUCAAAUUUUAUUUGCAAAAUAUGGUCCCAUAUUAAUCACGCCAUUCUAUUUCGGAUUUUCAACACAUGUACUUACACCGAAUUCUUUUUCUAGAAUCCUUCGACCUGAAUUGAAUGUACCCGUAGUUAAUUCACUUUGGAUUGGAUCCCAUUUUGGUGUUGGUCUAUAUCUAUAUGUUUCAAAACAUUUACGAAAUGCUGAUAUAUUUGAUCGUCUAUUAUUUAGUGUUUAUGGUUCAGCUAUGUUCAAUUUGGGUACUGUUUUAGUUAUGUCAAUCAUUCGCUCCAUUUUUCCUGAUAACGGUGCACUUCGUUUAGGAGUUGGUCUAUCGUCUAGUGCUGCCUUAUUAUUUAUUGGUAGACGAUAUGUUCUAUAUAUUGAUCAGAUUUUCGAUGCAAUUCGAUUUCGAUCAAUAACACGUUCAUAA